Molecule: messenger RNA, 1841 nt
Organism: Phycodurus eques (leafy seadragon)
Lineage: Eukaryota; Metazoa; Chordata; Actinopteri; Syngnathiformes; Syngnathidae
Product: 14-3-3 protein epsilon
Exons: 7
Coding region: 244-966 (240 amino acids)
Biological process (GO): signal transduction
Cellular component (GO): cytoplasm
Source: RefSeq, a predicted model, not a curated record
CUCCGACGCCAUAUUUACCGUGGGAGCCUGGUGCUUGUUGCUACUCCACCGGCAGGAAUCACCGAGUGGCCAAGUCCUCCUUUUUCUCGCUCUCGCUCUCUCUCUCUCUCUCUCUCUCUCUCCCUCCCUCCCUCCCUCUCUCUCCCCCCCCUCGCUCCCUCCCUCCUCCCUUCGGGACUUUUCCUUUUUUCGAACAGCACCCCCCCCCCCCCCCUCCUCCACCCACCGCAUUAGCCGAGCACCAUGGCGGACAGAGAGGACGCAGUGUACCAGGCGAAGCUCGCGGAGCAAGCGGAGCGAUACGAUGAAAUGGUGGAGUCGAUGAAACAAGUGGCGAGCUUGGACAUGGAGCUGACGGUGGAGGAGCGGAACCUCCUGUCGGUGGCCUACAAGAAUGUGAUCGGCGCCCGGAGAGCCUCAUGGAGGAUAAUCAGCAGCUUGGAGCAGAAGGAAGAGAGCAAAGGAAGCGAGGAAAAGCUGACUAUGUACAAGGACUACCGGAAGCUGGUAGAGAAAGAGCUGAAAUCAAUCUGCAAAGACAUUCUGGAAGUACUGGACCAGCACCUCAUCCCAGCCUCCUCUACGGGAGAGUCCAAGGUUUUCUACUACAAAAUGAAGGGAGACUACCACAGGUACCUGGCGGAGUUCGCUACCGGCAACGACAGGAAGGAGGCGGCCGAGAACAGCCUGGUGGCGUACAAAGCCGCCAGCGACAUCGCUCUGAACGAGCUGCCGCCCACGCACCCCAUUCGCCUCGGACUGGCCCUCAACUUCUCCGUUUUCUACUAUGAAAUACUCAACUCGCCGGACCGCGCCUGCAGGUUGGCGAAGGAAGCGUUUGACAGCGCCAUCGCCGAACUGGACACUCUGAGCGAGGAGAGCUACAAGGACUCCACGCUCAUCAUGCAGCUGCUACGUGACAACUUGACACUUUGGACCUCAGACUUGCAGGGAGAUGAUUCUUAAAAGGGGACACAUCUCAUUCUCGCUCCCUCCUUAAUAAACAUUGUGUUGUGAUGAACAGAACACAGAAGCACCGCCGGAAGCGGAGGAAGACGUCCAGUGAGACCCCAAAGGCCACGCCACGAGCCCACAAACCCUCCCUUCCCCCGUUUCCUUCCUCUUUCACUCUCCUCCCAGCACUCCCUCCACUCUCCAACCUACUACUCUUUCUCCAUUUCUCCCCUUUUAGUCCCACUACCCUCAUUAAAAGACCUCCACGCUGGGUUUAACCCUUCAAAGUGGAGGGAGAUGUAUCCUUAUUUUGAUUUGACUUUUUAAAUUUCUUUUUUGAUGACUUGUUUGCAAGAUUGUGCCCUUUAAGGUCCACGUCCUCUAUAUAUAUUUUUUUUCUUUCCUGUUUUUAUUUUAGUUUUAUGCUUCAUGUUGUUGCCAAGUACGCUUGCCUGUCUUUGUAACACAAGCGCACAUGCAAGAGUUUAUUUAAAAGGUGCGUGCAUGUGGUGUCGCUGAGCGCUUCUUUUGCAAAGAGACGCAACAAAAGGGAAGCGCGGAACAACUCAAGUGCCCUCUUUAUAGAACCACCUCUGACAGGUCUCAUUGUUAUUGUUUUUUAGUUUAGUUUUUUUUUUAAAGUUUCUAAUCAUGACAAACGGCAGAAUGUCGCCUCUGCUCUUGUCCGCUCGGACCAACCGUCGCGCUCUUGGCAGGGUUCUGUUGUCGCGCUGACUGGGUGAUGAUGUCCUUGUGUAGUUGUGUGGGAGGCUCAACACUCUUGAUUGUAUUAUAAAGCAGUUUUGCUUGGGCACCAAGUUGAACAGGGAUGACGACGACGACAAAAAAAAAAAAAAAAAAACAGUUUGGGAAAUGGAGGCCUGCUG